This is a messenger RNA of Scophthalmus maximus (turbot), 4802 nucleotides long. RefSeq lists its product as uncharacterized. NCBI's taxonomy places the organism in Eukaryota, Metazoa, Chordata, Actinopteri, Pleuronectiformes, Scophthalmidae. Bases 2733 to 3365 code for a protein of 210 amino acids. The record is from RefSeq and is a predicted model, not a curated record. The transcript is spliced from 2 exons.
GGGGAGGCUGCAGUGUGGUGCUGGGCAGCAGGCAGAGCUGAGCAGGAGUCAGGUGAUUGAGAUGGAGGCACUUCAUCUCUGUUUUUCUCUGUCCAUCUUUUUCCUGAUCUCUCCCCUUUCUAUUUUUAUGCAGAACUUACAGGUGUUGUCUUUAAAUAUAAACAGGGGUAGAAGUGCUCAGAAAAGAGCUUUGGUGUCCGAGAUCUGUGGACAGAAAAGAGCACAUGUUAUCUUUUUGCAGGAAACACAUAGUGACAGCCUGAAUGAGACAGAUUGGGGUUUAUGAUGGGAGGGGCCACGGGUGCUCAGCCAUGGCUCUAGCCUUAGUGCUGGAGUCGCCAUCUUAUUUUCCAAAAAUAUAAAUGCAAAGAUCAUAUCCAGCACAGAGAUCAUGGCAAAAAGGGCUCUCCUGGUGAAGGCAGAGAUACAGGAGUUUAUUUUUAUUUUUAUUUAUAUUUAUGCUCAAAACAACGGUCCUGAGCGUUUGGCCCUUUUUCAAUCCUUAAAGCACGUUUUUAAUAGUAUUGAUCAGGGGUAGUGUGUUGUACUUGGGGGGGAUUGGAACUGUUGCACUGCCACUUUAGACAGGACAGGACAGGAGCCCCAUCCUCCGUCAUCCUCUUUUCUUUCUAAUCUGGUAAAAGAAGCUGACCUGGUUGAUGUGUGGAGAAUGAAGAAUCUUUUAGCAAGACAAUACUCAUGGGUAAAAAUAUUAGAUGGCGGAGUUAGUGCUGCCAGAUUAGAUCAAUUUUACAUUUCUGCUUCCUUUAACACACGUAUUACAAAAUGUCAAAUACUCCCUGUUGGUUUUACAGACCAUCAUUUACUUUUAACAGAAAUAGUUUUAUCGUCCACUCAAAAAUCAAGAUCUUUUUGGCACUUUAACGUUAAGCUUUUACAUGAUUUCAAAUUCUGAGAGAAUUUUAAAUUAUUUUGGGCGAACUGGAGAUCCAGCAAAGAGGAUUUCCCCUCCCUCACUCAGUGGUGGGAGGUAGGAAAGGGUCAGAUCAGGGUGUUCUGCCAGCAGUACACCUCUUUCUCCAGUGCAAAUGUCAGGAGAUCUUUGGAGAAGUUAGAGGCUGAGAUCAUAGACCUGGAGAGUGUGUCUGGGCCAAGAAAUGACUUAUUACGCUCAAAAAAGCAGCAACUAAACUGGUUUCUACAGGAGAGAGCUAAAGGAGCUUUAGUCCGAGGCCGUUUUACCUCUCUCAGAGACAUUGAUGCCCCAACUACUUUCUUUUUUAAUUUGGAACGAUCAGUGGCCCAGAGGAAGCACAUGGUGUGUCUCGGACUGCCUGACGGAAGUUUGACCUCUGAACCGGCCGUGAUGAGGAAGCAUGCAGUGUCGUUCUAUACUGACCUGUUCAAGGCAGAUGACUGUGAUGUGGAUGCUGCUGCAGAGCUUCUGCAAGAUCUUCCACAGCUGAGUCUUGGGGAGCGUGAGGCCUUGAGCUCGGACCUCUCCCUGGAGUAACUAACUGCUGCCGUGUCUCGGAUGGCCUCUGGCAAAAUUCCAGGCAUGGACGGAUUACCUGCUGAUUUUUCAAAAAAAUUUGGAACAUACUGGGCAACGACCUACUGGACGUUUUUAAAGAGUCUUUUAACACAGGAACUCUUCCUGCCUCUUGCAGGCGUUCUGUGAUCUCCCUGCUGCCCAAGAAGGGAGAUCUGACUCUACAAAAGAACUGGAGACCAGUAGCUCUUCUAUGUACAGAUUAUAAAAUUUUAUCAAAGGUUUUAGCAAAUAGACAAAGUAUUUAUUGAACGGUUGGUUGGUGCUGAUCAGUCAUACUGUGUCCCUGACAGGUCCAUGCUGGAUAAUGUAUUUUUAAUGAGAGACAUUUUUGAUGUGUGUAAUUUGUACAAAGUGAAUGUUGGAAUAAUUUCUAUUGACCAGGAAAAAGCGUUGGAUCGUGUAGAUCAUUCCUUUUUGUUUGCCACACUGAAGGCGUUUGGUGUCGGGGAGCACUUUCUAUCAUGGGUGAACCUAAUGUACAGUGAUGCAUGUUGUGUUGUGAAGGUGGGGGAGGGCUGAACUGUCCGAUACUGGUAAAGAGAGGGAUCAGACAGGGCUGCCCCAUCUCAGGCCAGCUCUACAGUAUGGCCAUCAAGCCUCUUCUGUUUAGGCUUAGAAACAGACUGAGGGGUCUCCGCCUGCCUGAACUGUCCCACAGCCCCCCUGUGAUUGUAUCAGCUUAUGCUGAUGACAUAAAUGUCUUUGUCCAGGGUCAGGGGGACAUUCAGGAGCUAGAGGGCAGCUUAGCACUUUAUGAGAAAGCUUCCUCAGCUAAAGUUAACUGGGGAAAGAGUGAGGCGGUUUUGACUGGCCAGUGGAACAGGGAAAACACUCCGAGUCUUCCUGGGAAUCUUACCUGGGGAAACAAAGGUUUAAAGGUCCUGGGAGUUUUUUUAGGGAGUGAGGACACAGAAAGGCAGAACUGGGAGGGAGUGCUGGGAAAGGUGCAAGACUGCAAGUGCUACCUCCACCACCGGGCCUAUUGGAGCAACUGCAGCGGCUGAUCGUGGACUUUUUCUGGUCGGGGGCGUCACUGGUUGCGGGUGCUGCGGGUGUCGCAGCUCAGCGGCUGCUGUACAACGUCUCCCUCUGCUGGUCGACUGUGGCCCGGCUGCUGCUCUGGAAGGCCGGGCAGCUCGGCCUCGAUAAGUAGCUGUUCCUGUUAAGAUCAUCUGACUUUGACUUGUCUGGUCUCACUCCAUUUUACUGCUCGGUGAUGGAUGCCUGGAGGACUCUCAGUUUCACUCGGCCUCCUGACCCUGAACCUGGUAUGUGGCUGUUUGAGGAACCAUUAUUUUCCAACUGUUUCCUGUCUGCCAGGACUGGUUUCUCUUCAGCCACCCUGAGAGGUAGGUUUGUGGAGGCCUGCGUAGUGAAGCUGGGCCACCUCAUGACUGCGUCAGUGGAGCGGUUGGCUGAAAUCUCGGGAAUCAGGUCAACCAGAGUGUUGCAGAACCUGGUGGAGGAGGUGCUACAGUCCCUAUCGGCUCCUCUCCGGGCUCACACUCAGAGUCGAAGUCUGGCAGACCAGUGGACUGAAGGCCACAACUAUGUUUUCCCCUCCCUGAGUGUGAGUCCGACUGUGGAGGGGUGGAGCGAGCGGAGUGGCCUGCUGCUUUCAAUGAAGACGCCAGCACUGGGAACAUUCGGCUCCUGUGGAGGGAAGCAGCUCUACUCCAGCUGCGUGAAGGUCCUGAACCAUCGGUCACUUGCAGGAGUCAGAGAGUUGAGGUGGACUGAGGUUUUUGGCUCAGACGUUUCCCCAAAGGUAGCUGACGGGUCCUGUAUAAGCCUCCUGUUGAGAAGAGGAUGGCUGACAUCCAGUGGAGGAUUAUACAUGGAGGAUUAGCCACAAACAGAUACCGAGCUCGCCCUGGACCCGAGCACUGGGGAGGGCUGUCCUUUCUGUUCAGUUUCUGAGACCGUAGAACAUCUGGUGGUGUCUUGUCCUCGAUUGGCUGCUCUGUUCAGGCUUGUGAAGGAGUGGGUGGAGGGUCUAGGAGAGUUUUUUUCUUUUCCCCUCUUUGUUUUUGGUCCCAACUAUUCACCAAAGAAGAGGAAAACCCAGGUUUUGAUAAAUUUCAUUUUUGCUAAUGCCAAACUAGUGAUAUGGAAGCGUAGGAAGAACAUGAGGUUGGGAGCAGGCUGGACCGAUGCAGUCCUGUGUCUGAGGGGUUUGGUAGAUGCCAGACUGAGGAUCGAGCACUCUUUUUUCAGACUCACCUACAAUAUAGAUGGUUUCAGGGUUGUUUGGGGCAUCAGGCAGGUCCUGUGCUCACUGGGGGACGACGGCUCUCUCGUGCUGAACCUUUAGCAAUAUUUAGCUAAAGGUUCAGCAAUAUUGAGUUUUUUAUUUAAGGAUUUGUUUUGAAUACUUUGUAUAAAUAAAGUUGCGUUAAAAGUAAAAAAAAGUCUUCUUCUUCUUCUUCUUCUUGAGUUUUUUGGCGAUUGGCAAACAACACAUUGGUGCAUUACCGCCACCAACUGGUGUGCAGUGUGGAUCAGUUGCUAUAUAUUUAAAAACAACAAACAAAAAAACGUAUAUCUUCUCAAUUACAUUAGUUUGUCUUUUUUAUGGUAUGAUAUAUCUAUAAAGAUGAAAGCUGUCCUCGUCACAUUUCACCUGUACAGCCGCUGUUGUUGUCUGCCCCCCAUUUGUUUCCAACUACACAACUCAUCACAUUUAUUUACUCUCUCUCCAAUUCUUGAUUAUAUCAUUUGAGUUCUACUUAAUAUUCUUUUAUUUGAGAAGAAACAUUGUCUUUGUCUUAUCAACAGAGAAUCGAAACCCCCAUGACCAUUCUUCUACUUUUAUAAUGGCCGCUGCAGUUUCUUGACAACAAAAUCCACAUUUCUUCCAAAUUGCCACAUCAUCCGCAGAAAGAGAAAACCUCACCCCAUUCCUUAUUUCCAUAAAAACAUCGUUUAUCAUGAUGGAACUCAAUAAAGGGCUUACUAUGCUUCUUUGAGGUGUUCCAUUAUACACAAUACAUUUUCCUGAAAAGUUCAUUCCUAUUCUGACUGUUAUUGAUGUUCCUUGUAAAAAGUCUUUAAUCCGCUUAUAUAUUUGACUUUUGAAACCUAAUUUACACAGUCUGAUUAAUAAUCCCUCUCCCCACAUCAAAUCAUAUGCCUUCUCUAUAUCAAGCGUUUCUAAUUUCAUGUUCUAAACAUAAAGCUGGAUCCAUGGUAUUUCUUCCUCUCCUGAAGCCAAUCUGGUAUUUGGAUAUAUAUGUCCUUUAUUUUCUAUAUGAUAUGUUAACAGCUCAUUUACCAUUCUCUCCAU